Zeugodacus cucurbitae (melon fly) is the source of this 919-nucleotide messenger RNA. RefSeq lists its product as uncharacterized. Bases 415 to 834 code for a protein of 139 amino acids. The record is from RefSeq and is a predicted model, not a curated record. Lineage: Eukaryota; Metazoa; Arthropoda; Insecta; Diptera; Tephritidae. Gene Ontology annotation, cellular component: nucleus. The transcript is spliced from 3 exons.
UCAAAUAAUGAAAAAAUAAAUGAAACAUGGAAUCAUACCAACUGGUUGUCUGAAAUAUAAUAAUUCGGAAAUAAAAUUUAAAAUUCGAUCGGUACACGGAGUUAAAUAUACAAGUUGCGAGUGUCGAUGGAAAAAUCUAAAUUUUUCCAACAAAGUAUUGAGUUUUUGGGAUUUACUAUUAGCCCUAUCACGCAAUUCAUCGUACAAUGUUUUUUCGGAAAAGUUACGAAAUUGCUUCCAUGCAAUUCGAUUAUCUUAAAAUGUAAGUUCGAAAUUCGUAAAGUGACAUUCACAGAAUACAUUCGAAUCGUCAAAUUCGGAAGUUUUUUAAAAUUAUUCUACAACGCGUUUUUGCUAACGGAAAAAUUUAAGAACAUACAUAAAAAAGAAGAAAUAAAGCAAAAAUAGGUUCAAAUGUCUAAAGUAAUAACCACGAAACAACAAUAUGCGCUUCUGCUUGAACUUUUGCAGCAAAAGCCCGAAAUGGCGCAGGGUUUUUCAAAGUGUCCUAAGGAAGAAGCAGCGGAAUUUUGGAGUAAAGUAGCCGAUGAACUCAACAGUGUAGGCCCCCCUACUAAAGACAUUUCAAGCUGGAAGAAGGUAUGGCUAGAUUGGAAGGCAUAUAUAAAAAGGAAAUUGGCCGAAAACAAAAAAGAACAGUCAGCUACUGGUGGCGGUCGAAAUAGACAGCACCAUUUCAGCGAAUUGGAAGAAGCUAUAAUUAAAUUAACUGCGUUAGAGACGAGUACUAACGGCAUACAAAACACAGUGAAUGUGGGUUUAUCUAUGGCAGUUGACACUGAUAAUGAAGCCGAGGCCUUCAAUGAGUUGUAGCCCUGCACUGCCAAGACGCAGCACUAAGCCACCAGAAACAAGUACAAUAGAUUUUGUAAAAGAACAACUUUUACUUCAAAAAGAU